UGAACAAAUCAGGGCUUACUCGGUCGGUAACAUGCCAUGAAUACUUCUGAUAGGGAUCCACGGAUGUGAGGAUUCUCCAGCUGACAAAAAUAUAACCUCUAUUUUGAUGCGGAGGAAUUUAAUGGCUUUUUCACAACAAAAUUCCAGAGAUCUGCAAAAUAAGAAGAUUUUGGAGGAACUGCAGCUGAAGAAGCAGAUGCUCCUCAAACAGGGAGUCGCUCCCACACUGUCGAGUUCCCUCAAUCUACCGUCUACAUCAUCUGCAGCUAAUCCAUCCACAUCAGCCUCCAGUGAGGGAUCGAUGACAGCAGUUCAACGAAAUGCCCUAAACAGUGCUCACGCAGCUUCAUUCGGCUACUUCGUCACCCAGGACUCAUCCUUCGGGAAUCUGAUACUCCCAGUGCUCCCUCGAUUCGAUCCCAAGUAA
Messenger RNA from Diachasmimorpha longicaudata, 427 nucleotides. RefSeq lists its product as uncharacterized. Bases 107 to 427 code for a protein of 106 amino acids. Gene Ontology annotation, cellular component: nucleoplasm; SOSS complex; nucleus. Gene Ontology annotation, biological process: DNA repair. The record is from RefSeq and is a predicted model, not a curated record. NCBI's taxonomy places the organism in Eukaryota, Metazoa, Arthropoda, Insecta, Hymenoptera, Braconidae. The transcript is spliced from 3 exons.